Messenger RNA from Blepharisma stoltei, 3595 nucleotides. Lineage: Eukaryota; Ciliophora; Heterotrichea; Heterotrichida; Blepharismidae. The record is from the annotation of a GenBank genome assembly.
AUGCAUGCUGGCUUAGAAACAGAAUAUCUUUUUGAUCAGAAUAUUAAAAAUCCAAAUAUGAUUACUGCAUUGGUACCAUUCGAGGACUCUCAUAAAAGAUCUACCAGUAUCAAAAAGUUGAACAGUGAAUACCAUUCAUUCAUUAAUUAUUAUAGAAAAGCUCCAGUCCACUUAUUGCUUUUGACGUCCCUUGAUUCGCACUACUCCCAUGUCUCGCAUCACUCCCUUGCUUGCCAGUCUGAUUACACAACCUAAGGCUUGUGCUGCUCACUCCGGAAGGGUUUGCACUUGCUCCCCAGAGAUAAAGACGCUGGGCACGCUGAUGAGGUUGCCUUUUCCGAAAAUUAAAAAAUGAAUUUUCUGGUUAGGGUGUUGGCCCCGAUGAAACUUGCAGCCCAGGGCGCAACUCCUGUAUCACGCUGGAAAAUGCCCGCUUGGCCAACGAAUGCCCUCUGAUCUUGUUCCACUUCCAGGUUCUGCCCUCCUAGCGGUAAAAUCUUGCCCUGGAUGUAAGCCUGCAGUUGGUCAGCCGACAUUGUGCUCCACCAGACCACGUAAAACUCGACCUGAUACACUUACCGAACGCUGCUAUCCCUUUCACAAGGUCCCCAGAAUCCCGUCUGGCACAGGUUUUAAGAGAAGCAGGUUGGCUCGCCACGCCAUAUUUAUGUAUAUGAACAGUGAAUACAACACAAAUAAAGCCACUGGAAAAGCCGAUUUUGGACCAAUAAUGUCCGAAUCGCCGAACUUGAAUAAAAAAUCUGAACGAAAUUCCCCAAAUGAAAUUAUCGUGAUUUCUGGCAAAGGUGUUAUGCUUCAGCCCAAAAUUCUUACAACAGAGAGUAUUGGCAGUAGCAUUCAGAAUCCUACCAAAACCGUGUCUCAAGAGCCAGAUUUUGACUUGGAGAUCCAGCCAGUAAUUUCACAAUCCGAGGCUAAAAUAGAUAUUGAUAAAAUCUUACCUUCCAAAUUGGCACCAUUUUAUUUAUGUGACUCUGAAUGAGAAAAUUUUAAUAAUACGCAUGAAUAUAACGAAAUAGAAAACAUCGAUGGAAACAUCAGCUCUAAAAAUAUCCCCAUACCUGAAAAAAUUGAAAAUUCUUACAGAAAUCUAAAUGAAAGCAACUUGGAUAAAAGUGUGAAAUUUUUAGGAGAUCUGAGGAGAGAAAGAGCAAAUAGUAUGGAAAUUUCUGAAUUUUGCAGUCCGAAUCAUGCACCUUUAUUGUCAAGAAGAAGAUCUUCAAGGUCUUUUUAUCGCCCUGCUUCACAUCAGCUGUUAAUUCCUCCUCUUCCUCCAUGAAAGCCUAAAAGAAAUUUUCCUCAAAAUUAUGAAGUAAUAUAUCUAAAAAUAAAUAAUUGGCACUUUAUUCCUAAUAGCCACUACUGAUUUUUAUAAAAAAUAUUAUAUCAAGAUCUCAUUGUUAAUUUAUUAAAUCCUUAAAAUAGCUAUAUCAAAAGAAAGUAUCGAAGAAAGCAUCAUAGAAAAAUCGCCUGAUUUUUUGAUGAAUCCAUCACUUACUAUUAGUCUAGAAUCCUCCAGAGAUAUUAUAGGGUUUUCCCAUAUAUAGCCCUGCAAGAGCUGUGGAUCCUGUCCGGAAUCCUUUAGUUGGUGGAACCAACAAGUGAGUUUGUCCGACCAAUGUACUGAGUUGGUUCCGCCAACCAAAGGAUUACGGUCAGAAUCCACAGCCCUUACAGGCUAUAUAGGGGAAAAACCCUAUAUUUCAGAAAAAGAUUCAUUUGAUACUCUUAGACUAAAGCUUCCAAGAAAAAAAACUGAAAUCUAUAAAAUUAAUAAAAGUGAAGAAUCAUCAAGAAUUAUUGAUGAAGAUGAAGAAAAUAAAUCGUCAUAUGAUGAAAUUAUGGAGAACCAAGCUUUAAUUAAAGAUGAAAGUCCUAAAGAAGAAGUAGAAAGCUCUAAGGAGCUACUUGAUGCAGUAGAAAAAAUUAUGUGCAGCGAAAAGGUCACUGGAGCACUAAGAGAUCCAAGCUCCAAAAAGACACUUCCGCCUCUGCAUUUGAAAAAGAGCUCUUACGGCAGAAAAAAUAAGCUGAACUCAAGCUACGAGCUGGACAAAAAAUCUAUAAUUAUUGAAAAUAAUGAAUCUCCAAAAUCAGCCCACUCAGCAUCAUCACUUGAUACUGAAGAGGUAAAUAUUUGCAUAACUCAACGAACUGACUUAAACCGCUCUAGUGAUGAAAUAUUGCAAAAAACAAAGAGAAAAAAUGAUGAUAAUUUAAAAGAGAAAAAUAAAGCAGUGAUAAAGCCAGAAAAAGAAAGGGAACAAUCAACACUUAAUUGGAGUAAAAAAGUGCCGAAUAUUAAACCAAAAUUUGAAAAGCCAGAAUCAUUGACUGUAGAAGUUGUGGUUGAAAAGAAAAACAACAUUUUUGAAAGAAAAAUUGAGUUUGAAGAUGAAAUUAUGCCUGAAAUCAUAAAAUCACCAAAAAAUCCAGAAGAAACUGUAAAAAUGGAGAAAAAUGUUGAAGAAUCAAAAGAAAAAACCAUCUCUGCUACCCAGAAAAUCAAUAUGAGUCAAAUUUAUACCAAAAUCUUAUCAAAAGAGCUAGAAGAUGACAUAGAAAUUCAUUUUUCAAGCAAUUCUUCUUCUCAACAAAUUGAAACGCAUCAAAAUUUUGAGCCUAAAUUACUAACAGAUAUCAGCCAAGGAAAUAAAAUAGUCCCGAUUUCAUUUGAAGAGGCCCUCAAAGUCUUUCAAAGCCUAGACCUAAAGCCUCAAUUUUCAUCUAAAAAUAUGUGGACAAGUCAAUACACAAUAAGAAAUAUUUUUACAUGCUGUUUUAGAGGCUCAGAAGAAUUAUAAAAAAAUAUAAUAAAUUGGGAUUAAUUUGAUAAUUAAAUUUUUUAGUGAAAAUUUAUAAGAAAACAGAAUAAAUGAUGAAGAAAAAGAGCUUUGUGAAAAAACCAUUGCCUUUUCUGAGGUAAAAUUCAACUCUAAUAACUCUUACCAUUUAAAUCUUCUCCAUAGCUAUUAUUCAAAAGUCACAGGAAAUAAUGAUUGACCAGAAAAUCCUGAAAACUGGGGCGAAGUUGGCCUUGGUCCUCAGUUUUUUAACACAAAUUUUAAUUAUGAUGCAUCUGGGCUUUGUAUAUUUCACUUGUAUUUUUUCGCGACGUUUUUUAAUAUAAGCUUAAAAGAAAUGCUAAAUUAUAGUCAGCAGCCUCCUCACCAAUUUCCGCUUGCUAACUCAUUCCCAUUACAAAAAUCCAAUUUUUUCGUAUAAUUUCUAUUGAAUUUUUUAAUAAAAAUGGAUUUAUUACAAAUCAAAAUUGAUUUGGGAUAAAAAAAAAUAUAAUAAGAGGAUUAAGUACUCAUUUGAAGUUACAAACUUGGUGGUCUUAGCUGUAAAACAACGAAAAUUAAACAAACUUAUAAAAGCAAACAAGAAAACAAUUGAAACAAUAUUUUAUUUUUACGCUGGCGCAUUUUUAUAUUGGUUUGAAGACUAUCGGAUCAAAGGCAUUUACUCGUGUGAGGAUACAAACUUAGUGAUGAAAUCAACGAAAAAAAUGAUAAGAAACAGCCCGAAUGAAGUUCUGAUGAUCGCGAAAAAUGCCUUUUAUAAAAGCUAA